Molecule: messenger RNA, 3404 nt
Organism: Octopus sinensis (East Asian common octopus)
Lineage: Eukaryota; Metazoa; Mollusca; Cephalopoda; Octopoda; Octopodidae
Product: vacuolar protein sorting-associated protein 53 homolog
Exons: 20
Coding region: 54-2621 (855 amino acids)
Biological process (GO): retrograde transport, endosome to Golgi
Cellular component (GO): GARP complex
Source: RefSeq, a predicted model, not a curated record
CUCGAUCCCCCUCACUUUACUCUUCUCCUCCCACUCUCGGCUCUGAUGGCAACAUGGCGUCAACAGCCGAUUUUGACGAUGAAGCUAUCGACGACGAACACUUCGAUGAUUCGGCUUUGAUAUUCCCUCCUGAGGUACAAGAAGCCAUCGACCAGGUUUUACCUAGUAACGACCCCCUCGAUCGGCCGGACUUUAACCCUGUCGACUACAUCAACACGCUUUUCCCCACGGAACAGUCCCUGGCAAACAUUGACGAUGUGGUUGGCAAAAUUAGGCUGAAAAUCCGGAAACUUGACGAAGAAAUUGGUACAGUGGUCCGGGGUCAAACCAAUGUUGGAGAAAAUGGGCGGCAAGCUCUUGAAGAGGCUCAGAAAGCAAUUCAAGAACUUUUCUCCAAGAUCAAAGACAUAAAGGAUAAAGCAGAGAAAUCUGAAGAAAUGGUGAAGGAGAUUACCCGUGAUAUCAAGCAGCUGGAUCAUGCAAAGAGACACCUUACAAGUUCAAUCAUCACCCUCAACCACUUACAUAUGUUGGUAGGGGGUGUUGAUAGUCUUACAACUCUGACUCGCCGCCGUCAGUACCUCGAAGUGGCAAACCUCCUACAAGGUGUUCUCAACGUCUUGGAGCACUUUGACCGUUACAUGGCCAUUCCUCAGAUCAAGCAGCUCUCCGAUAAGGUGAAACAAAUACAGGCUGAACUUGGAACACAGAUCACUGCUGACUUUGAGGAAUCUUUCCAAGGUCCUGCUGCAAAGUAUGGCCCCAGCAACCUGAAGCAGCUGGCUGAAGCAUGUUUGGUGGUCAAUGUGCUUGACCCGAAGGUAAAACGUGACAUUCUUGGAUGGUUUGUCAAGCUGCAACUCUCCGAGUACACGGUACUCUUUGCAGAGGACCAAGACGUUGCAUGGUUGGAUAAAAUUGAUAGACGUUAUGCGUGGAUCAAACGUACGUUGGUCAGUUUUGAAGAGAAAUUUGGACACAUCUUCCCUGUGGAAUGGGAAAUCAGUGAACGCAUAUGUAUCGAGUUUUGUGAAAUAACUAGGAGAGAAUUAUCCAAGAUAAUGGCUAAGCGUGCCACGGAGAUAGACGUCAAAUUACUCCUAUUUGCUAUUCAAAGAACAAGCAAUUUUGAAUCCUUAAUCGCCAAACGUUUCACCGGCAUCACACUCCAAGAAAACUUGCCAACCAAAGUUGCAAUAACCCCAGUGAUGUCCCCUACAAAUCCUUUUGAAGAAGCCAGUAGCCCUUAUGAACCUUCCAACCCAUUUGAAAACGAGAACGCAGAAUCUGUUGAGGAACCAAAGGUUCUUGGACCCAAACCUCCAGUCUCACCCUUCGAUGGAAUCAUCUCCAAAUGCUUUGAGCAACAUCUGAAUAUUUAUAUAGAAUCCCAAGACAGGAACCUUGCCGAGUUGAUCUGCCGUUUCAUAGAGGAUUUCCGCCAACACGGAAGUCUUCGUGUCGAAGGAGAGGAAGGUAGCAACGUUCUGCCGAGCUGCGCCGAUCUGUUUGUCUUCUACAAGAAGUGCAUGGUGCAGUGUUCGCAACUAAGCACAGGCCAACCAAUGCUUGACCUCACCAAAACAUUCCAGAAGUAUUUGAAGGAGUACGCUCACCGAGUUCUACUCAACAACCUACCAAAAAUGAGCUCCCAGUCUGCCAACCUCAGCUCAGCAUCGGGUUUGAUCCAGAGUAUUCUAAAGGAAGGAGAGGUGGCUAAGUUCACCGAGGAAGAGCAGUGCAGGGCAUGCAGCAUCCUCUGUACAGCCGAGUACUGUAUGGAGACCACACAGCAGCUGGAGAGCAAACUGAAAGAGAAAGUUGACCCGGCGCUUGCUAUUCACAUUGAUCUCAACGCAGAGCAGGAUCUUUUCCAUAAUGUCAUCUCCAACUGCAUACAGCUCCUGGUACAGGACCUCGAUUCUGCCUGUGAACCUGCCCUGACAGCCAUGAGCAAGAUGUCUUGGUCAACUGUUGAGACCGUGGGAGACCAGAGUGGCUAUGUCACUGCUAUUACGUCUCACCUGAAACAGAACCUGCCAAUUAUCCGGGACAACCUUGCGUCAUCUCGCAAGUACUUCACACAGUUUUGUGUAAAAUUUGCUAACACUUUCAUUCCAAAAUUUAUUACACAUAUGUACCGUUGUAAACCAGUCAGUACCGUGGCAGCUGAACAGCUACUCCUAGACACACACUCGCUGAAGACUGUGCUACAGGAUUUACCAUCUUUGGGUUCACGGGUUCUGAGAAAAGCCCCCGCAAGUUUCACCAAAAUUGUCAAUAAAGGAAUGACAAAAGCAGAAAUGGUUCUAAAAAUGGUGAUGUCCCCUCAUGAGCCAGCACAAGCAUUUGUCGACAACUACAUGAGACUUCUCACUGAUUCAGACCUGGCAGAAUUCCAGAAAGUCUUAGAAAUGAAGGCAUUGAAACGAAGCGAACAGAACACACUCAUGGAACUGUACAAAGCUCGAAUUCCUACCCAUAAUGCAACUGUUCACAAUGAGGUUCAGAGAAACAACCAAUCAAUUGCAACGUUCUCCUCCAUGACUGCAUCGACAACUCCAGAUGGGGAAUCCAGUCGUAUAAGAAGGCUUGAGAAGUUGAUCAAAAAGAGGCUUUAAGUUUCAAACCAAGCCAUACAUACAUACACGCAUAUAUACAUACAUACAUAUAUAUAUAUAUAUAUAUAUAUAUGCGUGUAAAUCUGUGUCCACAUGUAUGAAUGUAUAUUAAUGUUUGUGGGUUAUUGUAUGUGUGUAUAUAUAUAUAUAUAUAUAUACAUACAUAUAUAUAUAUAUAUAUAUUUGUAUAUAUAUAUAUAUAUAUAUAUAUAUAUGUUUCUAUAUACUGUAAUCUAAAUGAACAUGAAGAGACAAAACUCUGUAUAAAGUAGAGUACUUAUAAUGAUGUUAUUCUACAUACAUGUUGAAGUAUAUAUAUAUAUAUAUAUAUACAUAUAUGUGUAUGUUUAUAUUGACAUUACUCGAAAAAAGAGCACCUGAUAUAGACUUCGGGUUUGACAAUCGACAAUGAUACAUAUAUAAUGAAUUUCUUUUGGGAUGUUGUAUAUAUAUAUAUAUAUAUAAAUGGGACAAAAAUGCAAUAGAGAACAAUAAAGCAUUUGGACAGAUAGACGAUACAGAGGUGGAUAGGAGAAAUGACAAUUAGAAGGACAGGGAAAAAUGAUGGGUCAUGUCCUUUCCUCGGUCAAGUUACCAGAAGUCCUUACUGUUUCAGACAACACUUAAGAGACAGGUUUGUGUGUAAAAUAUAUGACAAUGGUACAAGAUGAGGGGUGGAGAAGGAUUGAUUAAUCUUUCAGGGUUUUUUUUUUGUUGUUGUUGAUGAUGAUGAUGGUGAUAUAAAUAAAUAAAUGGAAUAAAAAAUAUAAAAAAUAAUAAUAA